UUAUUAUUUAUUUAUCUACCUGUUCAGUGGCCUAGUGGUUAGAGUGUCCACCCUGGAUCGUGAGUUCAAACCCGGGCCGAGUCAAGCCAAAGACUAUAAAAAUGGGACCCAUUGCCUCCCUGCUUGGCACUCACCGCUGCUGCUCACUGCUCCCCUCACUCAAAGGGGAUGGGUCAAAUGCAGAGUUUAAUUUCACCACACCUAGUUUAAUUGUGUGACUAUCAUUGGUACUUAAACGCAUUUUUUGUGUUCCCCUUUAUUUAGAAAUGUACCAGAAAAUAUCAAAAUAAUUGUGGUCCAAAUACUGGUAUUGGGACAACACUAGCACCAAUUUUCACACUAUAUUCCCCCAAAGUUGUCUCAUUAUGCCAGUUUUGCAUUAAAGAACAAGGACUCCUGCUGAGUGAAUCACAAGGAAAACAUUAUUAUUAUUUAUUUUUUUGGUGGGCUGCGUGAAAAAAAAGACUUUGCAGCAGCACGGCCGCAAGAGGUUCUGGCACGCGCUGUACAUUUGCAUGUGAAUGACGUCGUGACAAUGGCAGGCUUCUCCACGCACGCACCCACGCAACGGGGGCCCACAGAUGGCCGCGUCCACACCUGCUCUUCACUGAUGGUUAAAAAAAACCUUGACAUAGUUUUUAUUUCUUUAGCAAUCAUAAUAUGCAUGUAUAUUACUGCACAUGCGCAAUCUUGAAAGAAGCAUUUCUAUAUAUAAAUAUAUGCAGAAACGAGGUUAUUUUUAGCACGGCAAAGGGGAGAGAAGGGGGGGUUGACCCCAUCAAUCUGCCACGGGCCAGAAGUGUGACAAUGGUAUCAUCUUAUUAUCAUACCAAUACACCGAGGACCCCCGGCAGCCAAUCAGAACGCCGCUCUUGCACGAGCGGCUCUCUAUAAAAAGAGCCGACGACCCCCGGAUGAGGACACUUCUCUCUUCCCAGCCGUCACGGAUCUUACUUACACUCGCCGCUUCUCACCACGCUCGUCACCAAACAUGACUCUUGAGGAAGUUGUGAGCCAGAAAAGCCAGAAAAGCACCGGGACCGCCCUGGAGGACGUGCUGGUGAGCGCCAAAGAGAACGACUCGCUCACCGUGGGCGUCUACGAGUGCGCCAAAGUGAUGAAUCUUGACCCUGAUAGUGUGGCGUUCUGCGUGCUGGCCACGGACGAGGAGUUCGAGCGUGAUAUCGCCCUGCAAAUCCACUUCACCCUCAUCCAGUCCUUCUGCUUCGAUAACGACAUCAGUAUCGUCCGUGUGAUCGACACGCAGCGUCUGGUCGACCUUGUCUCCGGCGAGUCCGCGCAGCUUGAAGACGCUCAUUGUGUCCUCGUCACGAACCCAGCCGAUGGUUCUUGGGAGGACCCCGCUCUGGAGAAACUGCACCUGUUCUGCCAGGAGAGCCGGCGUCUGAACGACUGGGUCCCCGAGAUCAGCCUCCCCGGGCGCUGAUGCGGGGGAUUCUAAGAUGCUCUCAAGCUUCUCAUCUGGGAAAAUAUUCACCCUGGUGGUCAGGACGAGCCUGUUCCUGCUGCACAUCCCUGGAUGCUCCUGAGGAGGAUUCUCCCAUCCGGGCCGCACGGCGCCGGCCCGUUGGGGGGCCCCCGUGGCACCGUCGCCUCUUGUCCCGUCCAUGCCAAGAUGACUCUCAUUCUUUGUGUGAAUGAGGUCAGGCAUGCCUCAAGAGCGACACAAGGACCCUCAUUCUUUGUGCGGAUGAGGUUUGGAAACAAAGGAGAAGCACGCGCAGCUGGAGAAGAAGCGGUGCUGAGGAGGAGGACUUGUUGAAAAGGACUUUUUAACCAUGGCCUCCUGGCUGAGCGACAUGACAACAGUUGCAAUCGGCGCAAACUUUCCCCACUUUCCAGAAUGGUCCUAAUUCUCUAAAGGUUUCACUUUAGAAAUUUCACAACAACAACAACAAAAAAUCACUUCAGAAAUAUUGAAAAAAAAAAAAGAAACUGUGCCUAAUCUCUAAA
This is a messenger RNA of Nerophis ophidion (straightnose pipefish), 1974 nucleotides long. It is a transcript of the gene gadd45gb.1, whose product is annotated as growth arrest and DNA-damage-inducible, gamma b, tandem duplicate 1. The coding region runs from base 992 to 1447 and encodes 151 amino acids. Gene Ontology annotation, biological process: regulation of cell cycle. The record is from RefSeq and is a predicted model, not a curated record. Lineage: Eukaryota; Metazoa; Chordata; Actinopteri; Syngnathiformes; Syngnathidae. The transcript is spliced from 3 exons. Gene Ontology annotation, cellular component: cytoplasm; nucleus.